Messenger RNA from Arctia plantaginis, 1770 nucleotides. NCBI's taxonomy places the organism in Eukaryota, Metazoa, Arthropoda, Insecta, Lepidoptera, Erebidae. The record is from the annotation of a GenBank genome assembly.
AUGCUGAUCAUAUCAUAUGACCAUAUCAGUCAAAGGAUAUUUUUUGAUGAAGCUGUGGUGCAGGUGGCCGGUAUGAUGCUGCUGCGUGUGAACCUUCGUGCAGGUCUCCUCGCACUCGUGACUACGGCUCUUCUGUUUAUGAUCCUAUGGGGACAUUGCGGAGACAUUAGCAGGUUUUCCAGGCCCAUACUAUCGGCUUCCCUGACAGAACGUGGGUCAAAUGCCGCAAACGAUGCCAUCGAAUGUUCCAUCAAUGGCGAGUACACAGUCAUGUGUCGCCGAGACACCGACAGGGACGAAGUCUUUGUACCAUUCUCACUGGUACACAAAUACUUCGAGAUUUACGGCAAAAUCACAUCCACGGAUGGAGUUGAUAAAUUUGAAUGGUCGCAUAGCUACGGUAAGAUAUAUCAUCCAAAAAAGAAGUAUGAUCCUCUAGGCACCUUUACGACUUUCGAAAACUACAAUGUAGAGGUGAGAGACAGAGUCAAAUGCAUCAGUGGAAUCGAAGGGGUCCCAGUUAGCACCCAGUGGGAACCCAGAGGUUUCUUCUAUCCAACUCAAAUUGCCCAGUUUGGUUUGGCUCACUACAGUAAGCAUAUUAUAGAGCCAGACCCAAAGAGAAGAAUAAUUGAUGAUGGAGAGAAGCAUCUAGAAAACUGGAUUGUAAGUAAAGAUGCUUAUAUGGCGCGAGACUAUGACAAUUCAGUGCAGUCAAAUGUUAUAAGAUUUUCUACGUCAGACCAUAUUUCAAGCCAGGUCUGGUUGAAAGUAAAUUUGAGCCAAGAUUUUGUCCUAAGUGUUGAUAUACAAAUGAAGCCAAAUUCUUCUAUGACUGUUGUGCUGCAGAAUAAAGAUAAGAAGGAAACUGUUUAUUUGCAUUAUAUAACGAGCAUGCAGUUGAUAUCUGCUCAGGAAGACCACAUAUCCUACGGAGUAGGAGUUGAUCCUAAUUGGAAACGAAUCACGCGCGACCUGAUCAUAGACAUGCAGAAAGGUUGGGCACUCCUGGACAAGCCCAAACGCAGAUUGCCCAGAAAUAAAUUCAAGAUAUCAAGCAUAAUUUUAAGCGGCAGUGGUUCCCUGGACAACGUGACGCUGUCGAGCAGCGAGCACAUGCACAUGUUCUAUAACGCGGCGCGCUGGCUGUUGCGUGCGCAGAGCGCGCGCUCCGGAGCGUGGCCCAUACCCGUGCGCCGGCGCAUGGCCGCCGGGGUCGCUGAACUCAAGCCUGGCUGGCAUUCGGCUAUGAGUCAAGGACACGCGAUCUCCCUUCUCGCUCGCGCGUACCACGCCAGUGGAGACGCAACAUAUCUUCAAGCCGCAAAACGAGCGUUGUAUCUACUCGACGUGCCGAGCCACGCUGGUGGAGUCAAGGCCAUGUGGAUGGAUAAAUACGUGUGGUAUGAAGAAUACCCCACAAAACCUCCACUGUUUGUUCUAAACGGUUUCAUAUACACUCUCCUCGGUCUUUAUGAUCUACACAUCAUUGAGGGUGAAAACUCAAUAUCUUUGGCGAAGAAAAUGUUCGACGAUGGUAUGACCUCACUGAAGAAUCUUUUACCACUCUUUGACACCGGCAGUGGCAGUUUCUACGACCUGAGGCACUUCACUCUUGGAGUCAGCCCUAACAUUGCCAGGUGGGAUUACCACGCCACUCACGUGAACCAGUUGUACCUACUCGCAGGCUUAGAUAGUGACCCCAUAUUGAUAAACACAGCAAAGCGAUGGGAAGGUUACAUGCAAGGUAAACGAGCUGCUCACAAUUGA